AUGAUAUCGCUCAAUGCUCUCAUUCUUUUGGGCCACUUUGAAAUGAGCACAAAUAGGAAACUCUUCCACUUCGUCGGCGAGAUUUUCCGGCGAUGCUGGCUGGUUUUCAAGAAGGCUUCCAGCAAAGGACCCAGAAGGCUAGAAAAAUUUCCAGAUGAAAAAGCAGCAUAUUUCAGAAACUUCCACAAGGUAACUGAACUACACAACAUCAAAAAUAUCACCAGGCUGCCUCGAGAGACGAAAAAGCAUGCAGUGGCGAUUAUUUUUCAUGAUGAAACAUCGAAAACAUUUGCCUGUGAGUCAGAGCUGGAGGCUGAGGAGUGGUGCAAACACCUCUGCAUGGAGUGUCUGGGGACCCGCUUAAACGACAUCAGCCUGGGCGAGCCCGACCUGCUGGCAGCUGGGGUGCAGCGUGAGCAGAAUGAACGGUUCAACGUGUACCUCAUGCCUACACCCAAUCUGGAUAUUUAUGGCGAAUGUACCAUGCAGAUCACUCAUGAGAAUAUUUAUCUCUGGGAUAUCCACAAUGCCAAGGUCAAGCUGGUGAUGUGGCCUCUCAGCUCAUUGAGGAGAUACGGUCGGGACUCCACGUGGUUCACAUUUGAGUCGGGAAGGAAGAAGCAUGGUAAGUGUGGUUUCCGUGCCAGAAGAGUAGCCGAGACUGGCUGGACCGGACUCAACACCAUGUUUGCUUUUCUCCUUUCACCACCUGACCCAUGA
Molecule: messenger RNA, 720 nt
Organism: Echinops telfairi (small Madagascar hedgehog)
Lineage: Eukaryota; Metazoa; Chordata; Mammalia; Afrosoricida; Tenrecidae
Gene: DOK6
Product: docking protein 6
Exons: 6
Coding region: 1-720 (239 amino acids)
Biological process (GO): cell surface receptor protein tyrosine kinase signaling pathway; positive regulation of MAPK cascade
Cellular component (GO): cytoplasm
Source: RefSeq, a predicted model, not a curated record